UGCAGUACAGUGUGUGUGGGACGUGUGUGUGUGUAGAUCAAACGAUUUUCAUGUGCGUAGUAAUAAAAAAAAAAACACACGACGAACUUGCCUUGUGUCCUACUCCUACACAUUCAUGUGAGAAAUAAUUGCUCGGCAUUCGUCAAACAACUGUACUGGAUUAGCGAAAGAAUUUAUAAAGUCUGUACCCUGCAAAGAUGACUGAACCUCAGAAUGGCAAGAGAACGAAAUGGACAGUUUCUGGCUCGGACAUGGCAAUGAGGACGCACAACCCGAUCCGAGCUAUUGUAGACGGCCUAAAGCUGGAACCAAACCCAGACAAGGAAUUCAUCGCGCUGUCUCUUGGUGAUCCAACACUGUUUGGUAACUUGUCAACGUGUGAAGAGAUGAGAGAGGCUGUAUGCGAUGUCGUCACAGGAAUGAAGAACAAUGGAUAUGUUCCUGCUUUGGGUAUGGAGUCUGCUAGAGAAGCAGUUGCUAAAGAGUUUUCAAUCCCAGAGUCUCCACUCACAUUUAAGGAUGUGAUUUUAUCGUGUGGUUGUUCCGGUGCAAUAGAGAUGGCGCUACUAGUGCUAGCCAACCCAGGUCAGAAUGUGCUGGUACCCUGUCCUGGUUUCUCUAUAUACCGCACAUUGGCAGGGUCAUACCAGUUUGAACCCAGGGGAUACAAACUACUGCCUGAGAAAUCUUGGGAGGCUGAUCUUGAACACAUGGAAUCUCUAAUCGAUGACAAGACGGCAUGCAUCAUAGUCAACAGUCCGUCCAACCCGUGCGGGGGAGUCUUCAACAAGGAACAUCUUGAGGACAUCUGCAGAAUUGCUGAGCGACACAGAUUGCCCAUCCUGUCGGAUGAAGUUUAUGCUGACAUGGUUUUUCCGGGGCAAGAUUUUCAUCCGUUAUCCUCCAUCGCCAAAAACGUCCCAGUACUAACAUGCGGUGGACUCGCAAAAAGGUAUCUUGUACCAGGUUGGAGGUUAGGCUGGAUCCUGAUCCAUGACCCAUGUGAUGCAUUCAAAGAUGAGGUGAGGCAGGGUUUGAUGAACCUAUCCACACGUAUCCUUGGUCCCUGUACAGUCAUUCAGGCAGCUUUACCAAGAAUAUUCUCCGAAACACCGUCAGAUUUCUACACAAAAAGCAUGAAAGUUUUUCAGGAGAAUUCCGAGUUAAUUUAUGACUCGCUAUCUCACGUACCAGGACUCUUCCCUGUCAUGCCCUGUGGAGCCAUGUAUUUUAUGUUUGGAAUUGACAUGGAUAAGUUUGACUGCUUUAAGGAUGACAUGGCGUUUGUGACAAAACUUGUAGAGGAAGAAUCGGUGUUCUGUCUCCCAGGAAAGUGCUUUGAGUACCCAAACUUUGUCAGGAUAGUAACGUCGCUGCCAAAAGAGAAGACAGUCAUAGCAUUGCAGAGGAUUACAGAGUUCUGUGCCAGGCAUUAUCAAGGAGAGCAGGGUUCAAACGGAAUCAAGUAAGAUUUUGAACGUGAAGCAUUUUUAGUACGAGUCGACUGAAGACAUUAAGGGCUGAGACCAUAAAAAAGUAAUUUUUAAUUUAUGUUGAUUGUUAACACUUGAUCGAAAAUUCCUUGAGCCAAGCGUUCCCAGGUAAAAAUUCCAGUUGAACCUAGUUAACUGGGGUCAACUGGUUCAACUGGAUAGUGACCAAAC
This is a messenger RNA of Asterias rubens (European starfish), 1664 nucleotides long. Its product is annotated as tyrosine aminotransferase-like. Gene Ontology annotation, molecular function: pyridoxal phosphate binding; L-tyrosine:2-oxoglutarate transaminase activity. Gene Ontology annotation, biological process: aromatic amino acid metabolic process; biosynthetic process. The record is from RefSeq and is a predicted model, not a curated record. The coding region runs from base 198 to 1469 and encodes 423 amino acids. NCBI's taxonomy places the organism in Eukaryota, Metazoa, Echinodermata, Asteroidea, Forcipulatida, Asteriidae. The transcript is spliced from 12 exons.